Molecule: messenger RNA, 1830 nt
Organism: Strigops habroptila (Kakapo)
Lineage: Eukaryota; Metazoa; Chordata; Aves; Psittaciformes; Psittacidae
Gene: RFX8
Product: RFX family member 8, lacking RFX DNA binding domain
Biological process (GO): regulation of transcription by RNA polymerase II
Molecular function (GO): RNA polymerase II cis-regulatory region sequence-specific DNA binding; DNA-binding transcription factor activity, RNA polymerase II-specific
Source: RefSeq, a predicted model, not a curated record
AUGUCCCAGGGCAGCCCCACCUCCCUCCUGCAUCUCUCCAUCAUCCACUGGAUAGCUGAUAAUUUCUAUUUGUGCAAAGGAAGCACCGUACCCCGUUGGCUACUAUAUGAAUUGUAUGUGGAAAGCUGCAGUCCAUAUUCCAAGUGUCAAGUAAAUUCAGCCACCUUUGGAAAGCUUAUUCGGUUAGUAUUCCCAGGUCUGGGGACAAGAAGGUUGGGCACAAGAGGGAGUACCAGAUAUCAUUAUGAUGGAAUAGCUAUCAAGAAGGACUCUUCCUUUUAUGCAAGUUAUUGCACUCUUCUGUCUAAAAAAAAUUAUCACAGGAGGUGUAUUCCAGGAAAAUGCAGCUCUGCCUGGCAGCCGAGCACCUCUGGGGGCACCAGUGGAGACACCUGCAAUUAUGGAGAUUCACCUGGUUACAUGAGCAAUAGCCAAAGAACAAGAACGAAUUUGCACUGUUCUCCAUCUGUCAUUUAUCUUAAGACUGACCAAGAGAGAUUUCAGUAUCCUUGGCCUGAAUCCAGCAGAUUCUGUCUUUGGGAGCAACAAGAGCUAGCGAAGAAAUACCCCUAUGAAAUGGUUGUACUGCUUGCCAAUGAGUACUACAGCCAUUGUCAAGUUAUUUUACAUAUGGUGAGAACGAGGGAGCUUGACAAGGUGGAAGGCUGUAUCAUGUCAUUCUGGAAGUCUCUGCAGCCUGAAAAAAUAGCACUGAUGUCCUUGCCAGAUGUAUGCCAACUGUUGGAAAGCUAUGACAGGCAGCUAUUCAAGGAAAUGGAGAACAUCCUACUUCAUGAUUUUCUGGAGGAGGUGCCGCUGCAACACAUUAAGUCAAUCAGAUUGUUCAGUAAAAAUAUUGAACUUUGGAUGGUUAAUGCUUUGGAAGACUUUCCAUUACUGCUCCAAACAUCCAAAUCUAAAGAAGUUACAGCAUUUAUAAAAAGGCUCAGGAGAAAGACAGACCUUUCUAACAUGGUUAAGACAAUGAGAACAGUCUUGAACAGCCACAGCAAAGUCACCGUUUUGCGAGCAGACUUGCAUGCUGUCAUCAAACAGGGAUUUCUGGACAUUCCUGGAAACCUCGUUCAAAAGGCGUUUAGGAGUCCGGAGGAGCCGCAGAAUGACACAGAACUCAAAUGUUUGAACGACUUAGUGUCUUUGCUGACACCUUCCACAGAUAUUCGGGUUCUCCUGAACUGUGUGUCUUCGAAUCUUCAUGCUUUUGUCAUUCAGCCAAGCAGGAAUAAAGAGGAGUUUAGAGAACUGGCAUCAGAUUUCCAGUUGAGAUGGAACUUCCUACUGAGAACAGUAAGCAAGGCUAUGACCCUCAACAACACAGAGAGUUUUGGAUCCUGGCAUUUGCUUAAUUUGCUACUCAUGGAUUUUGUGGCUCACAUUUUCCUGUCCUAUAUAGAGGAGAAGGGAGAUGAAAGUUUCUGGGUUGCAAAGCAAAAUGAGUUCCCUGUUCUGUGGCAUUACGAGCCCAGCCAUCUCUGGGGCUGUUAUGCAGAGGAGCAACAUCAAGCCAAUACUCCACAGCCAGCUUUCACAACUUCGAUGCAGAGCCAGAAUAACUUUGGAAAGAGCCAUGGUUUUCAGAGUUCUGAGUUGUUCGGUGGACACAGCCAUGGGCAGCAAGGUCAUUUUAAAAGAGAGAACUACUAAAACUUUUACUAAGUUGGAUCUUUGAGUCAGAAGGGAAGCACUUCUUAUUCAAAAAGCGGGACAGACAAUUCUUGCCUUUGAUGAACAGCAGAUUUUCAGAGAAAACCAGCCUGACUUGAAAAUUCUUUAUGCUAGACCAGUAUUACUUUCUGAUACAACUUUAAG